Messenger RNA from Neopelma chrysocephalum (saffron-crested tyrant-manakin), 2637 nucleotides. It is a transcript of the gene RAB5B, whose product is annotated as RAB5B, member RAS oncogene family. Bases 152 to 799 code for a protein of 215 amino acids. The transcript has 6 exons. NCBI's taxonomy places the organism in Eukaryota, Metazoa, Chordata, Aves, Passeriformes, Pipridae. Gene Ontology annotation, molecular function: GTP binding; GTPase activity. The record is from RefSeq and is a predicted model, not a curated record.
GAUUGGCUGCGGCGCCGCUCGGUCCCGCCCGCGGCAGCAGGGUUUGGUUGAGCGCUGUUUGUGCGCUCGGGGCCGCGCCGGGAGCCACCGGAGGAGAGCCGAGGGGUCGGAGCCUUCCAAGCUCUGCAGUGGGUCCGGCAGCACCGGGGCCAUGACGAGCCGCGGGGCCGCCAGGCCCAACGGGCAGUCCCAGGCCAGUAAGAUCUGCCAGUUCAAACUGGUGCUGCUGGGAGAGUCGGCCGUGGGCAAGUCCAGCCUGGUGCUGCGCUUCGUGAAGGGGCAGUUCCACGAGUACCAGGAGAGCACCAUCGGGGCGGCAUUCCUGACCCAGUCCGUGUGCCUGGACGACACGACGGUGAAGUUCGAGAUCUGGGACACGGCGGGGCAGGAGCGGUACCACAGCCUGGCCCCCAUGUACUACCGGGGAGCCCAGGCCGCCAUCGUGGUCUACGACAUCACCAACCAGGAAACGUUCGCGCGGGCGAAGACAUGGGUGAAGGAGCUGCAGAGACAAGCCAGCCCCAGCAUCGUCAUUGCCCUGGCCGGCAACAAGGCCGACCUGGCCAGCAAACGCAUGGUGGAGUAUGAGGAGGCGCAGGCCUACGCCGACGACAACAGCCUCUUGUUCAUGGAGACGUCGGCCAAGACAGCCAUGAAUGUGAACGACCUCUUCCUGGCCAUCGCCAAGAAGCUGCCAAAGAACGAGCCCCAGAGCACGAGCGGCGCCGGGGGCCGGAGCCGGGGCGUGGACCUGCACGAGCAGAGCCAGCAGAACAGGAGCCAGUGCUGUAGCAACUGAGCCAAGAUCCCACCUCCAUCCCCGUCCACGCCGCACCUCCACCCCGGCACCGAGACCCCCCGACCAGGACCCUCCCAGAGCUCCUCUAACUGCACUUUUUAAUGCUUCGAAGCCACCACUCGGCACCCGAUCCCACCUGGCACCCGAUCCCACCUGGCACCCGAUCCCACCUGGCACCUGAUCCCACCGGCUCCCCAUCCCACCACACCCCACCCACCACCCCGGAGGCAGCGGAGCCAGAUCAGCUGGGACUUAACUUCUGAGAAACAACGAACUCUUCUUCACUUUGUAUUAUAGGUGCAAAUAGCGCCCUAACGCUCGGAUUCCUCCCUCCAUCCCCCCCUCUGCCCCUCCCUCUCUGCUUUGGGAAAUCUGGGUUCCCCAAACUGCCCCCUCCUGCCCCCACCCCGCCGGGGGGGGUCCCCGGGGGGCGGCAGCACCGACCUCGUUGUGCUGAACCGGCCGGAACCAGAGCCCUCCGGAGCCGACGGGGCUUUUCCACGGGGUCUGUCACGGAUUUCUUCGGAAUUUUUAUUAUUUUCUCCCCCAUCCUCUAUCCCGUUGGGCUGUCGGGGAGAGGGAAGCUGCAGUGUCCUUCAUUUCUUCCGAGGUGGCCUUUUUGAUGGGAGAUUGGAAGUGCCUGGGGACUUUUUUUUGGGGGGGGGGGCAGUGGGCUCCUGCUGGACCCUGAGUGCCACAGGCGACCCCUCCCCAGCGCCCACCCUGGCUCUGCUCUCUUAUGGCUCUGGGGGCACGUCCCCAUGGUCACCCCGGCUGUGGCCACCCCACAGUGGUGUCCCCUUGGUCACCCCGGCUGUGGCCACCAUGUCCCCUGGUGACCCCGGCUGUGGUGGCCGCCCAGGUGCCCGCAGUGAUCCCACCCCACAGGUGACACCCCCCCAGUGAUGCUGGUGGCCGCCCCACAGGUGAUCCCAGCUGGGGCUGCCCCACGGGCGAUGUCCCCCCGCUGAUCCCGACCCGGUGACCUCUGCCACGGCCACCCCCCGGGCUGUCCCCUGCUCCUGGUGAUCCCAACCCACAUCCACGUCCCCCCCGGUGCUCCCACCGACCUCCACGGUUUGUCCCGGUCCUGGUUUGCACUUUAGUGGUGAAAUGUCCUGUUGAGACUCACCUCGGUUCUGUUCGUGUGUCCGGGGGGUGCCGGGGGGGCAGCGGUGCCACCACCCCCCCCUCGUCCCUCUGCUUUUCCCUGCGGAACUUCUGGAGCCGGAGGGACCCUCGGUGGUGGGGUGGGACAGGCGAGGUCCCCCGUCCCAGGUGCUGCCACACCCCAAAAUGUGGACACCCCAAAUCAGGGGCACCCCGAGCUGGCAGCACCACCCGGGCCUGGCUCCCUGCUGGCAGCGUGGGGGGCUCUGGGGACCCCUCAGGGGAACCGGGGGGGCCGUGGCUGUGGGGCAGAGGGACCAGUCUCAUAUGAAGCCCCCCAGCGCGGGGGCAGAGCCCACAGGAUUUCAGCCCCUCCCGCUGCCGGGGCAGCCCCCCAGGGACCCUCUGGCCGCCGUUCUGGUGCUCCCAGUGCCUCAUGUCACGGCCUGGGAGCCCCCCCGAGUGGGUGACACGUAUUUAACAAGGGCUGGGGACCCCAGACCCCCUCCCCAUCUUCUCGCCCAAACCCUGGACCAAAUGAGGGACACUGCAGCUUCUCUCACUCUUUUUUUUUUCUCUUUUUUUUCUGCUUUUUCUCUUAUUAUUGUUAUUAUUUUUGCUUUGGGAAAGCUCCUCCAUCGCAGUGAAAUAACAAUCGUGGUAACAGAACUCGGCCGCUAAUUUACCGAUGUAUUUAAUGUAAGUAAAACCAAACCGAACAACAAAAA